Molecule: messenger RNA, 3007 nt
Organism: Syngnathoides biaculeatus (alligator pipefish)
Lineage: Eukaryota; Metazoa; Chordata; Actinopteri; Syngnathiformes; Syngnathidae
Gene: dtl
Product: denticleless E3 ubiquitin protein ligase homolog (Drosophila)
Exons: 15
Coding region: 176-2116 (646 amino acids)
Biological process (GO): mitotic G2 DNA damage checkpoint signaling; proteasome-mediated ubiquitin-dependent protein catabolic process
Cellular component (GO): nucleus
Molecular function (GO): protein binding; protein-macromolecule adaptor activity
Source: RefSeq, a predicted model, not a curated record
AACGUGGAACACUGGCUGAGCGCGGAAUUCAGUGACUGCGUUCAGACGAUCUGUUCGCGGGAACGAACAGCCACAUUGAACCCUAAGAACUAGCACCGGAUAAGGCCCUAACCGACUUUGCACAUUUGCACAUUUAUUUUCGGAUCACAAGAUCGCUUCUCACUGAAGCACAAGCAUGCUUUUCCGUUCAAUAGUAGACAGUCGCCUCGGCAGACAAAGGCAGAAUGCGUUACCUGCCCAUCCCUGGACCAAGUACCCUCUGAGCUCCCUUCUCAAAGGCUACCAGUGUUUUUUCCAAGAUGAACACAUCUCCUAUGGGAACCUCGGCUACUCCGUGCCCCCGUUUGGAUUAUCUUUCUCCUCUGCGAGGGAGAGUCAGGAUGUUCUGGCUGUGGCAAAUGAACAAGGUAUUGUUAGGAUUUACAACACGGAGGGACGAGGAAACCACCUUCUGAAAGAAUGGCUGGCACAUGAGAAUGCCGUCUUUGACAUUGCGUGGAUGCCAGGGGAGUCUCAAUUGGUGACCGCUGCAGGCGACCAGAUGGCAAGGUUGUGGGACGUGAAGUCGGGCGAGCUGUUAGGUAGCUUCAAGGGCCACCUCUGCAGCCUCAAAUCUAUUGCAUUUGCUUCGGAGGAUAAAGCUGUGUUCUGUACUGGUGCAAGAGACGGAAAUAUUUUGGUGUGGGAUACCAGAUGCAGCAAAAAAGAUGGAUUCUACAAACCGAUUAAACAAAUACAGGGUGCGCAUAACAAAGCACAGACAAACCCCGCAUCGAAAACGAAGAAGAGAAUCAGCACCCGUGGCAUGGCUCCCACCGUUGACACCCAGCAGAGUGUCACUGUGGUUUUAUUUCAAGAUCAGCACACUCUCAUCUCCUCGGGAGCAGUUGAUGGAGUUAUUAAAAUGUGGGACAUGAGGAAAAACUACACCGCACACCAUCACGAUCCUGUAGCCCUGCAGACGUACCCGUAUCCCGGUUCUUCGUUGCGUAUGCGCCUUGGUUAUUCUGGCCUUCUCCUGGACUCCACGAGGUCCAACAUCAUAUGCAACUGCACCGAUGACAACAUUUACAUGUUCAAUGUCAGUGGGAUAAAAACGACACCAGAGGCAGUGUUCAAUGGCCAUCAAAACUCAUCGUUUUAUAUCAAGUCCACAAUCAGCCCAGAUGACCAGUUUUUGGCCAGUGGUUCAAGCGACAACCACAUGUACAUAUGGAAGAUCUCGGAUCCCAUGCUUCCUCCCAUGACUCUUCAAGGCCACAGUGAGGAAGUGACAUGUGUUGCAUGGUGCCCAACAGAUUUCACAAAGAUUGCUUCCUGCUCUGACGACCACACUGUACGCAUUUGGCGCCUUCAUCGUGAAAUGGACGGCGCACCGUCAUCUGUGGGAGACCCAAAUCUUGUUGGCUGGGCACGGCCUAAGAGUCCGCACAAACUUUCAAACAACAAUGAGUCAACACCCGCUAAGGACCAGAGAGCCGAGAACGUUGCAGGGCUGGUUUCUCCCCGCCUCGCUGCUUGUGCUCCAAGUGUGGCUGCCUUGCCUCGACCCUCCAGCACUACAUCACCUGUCCAAUCUCAACAACCCAAAGCCUCUAAUUGCCAAAGAACACCACAUUCCAUCAAAGCCUGGCUAUCCCCGAGACAAGGAUCUCCAAACCAUAAUAGCCCUCCCCUGCAUAACGUUCUGAGUCCGUGUCCUCAGAGCCCGGAGGACUGCGCCUCUCCUAUGCCGCCACGUGCCAAACGCCGGCUGGAGACUGCCAACAGUUCAUCUGAUGAAUGUGAGGGUGUCUCAGAACUGUACCCCGUCGCCAAAAGGAACCGGGCCCAAUCGGGCGUCUGCUGCUCAGCUCAAGGGGGUCCACUCGAGACAGACAAUCAUAUUGAGGGAGGGAGACCAUCGUCAAAACAGACUGACAAAGAAAACUGCUGCCCUCAAGUGACAGACUGGCUGUCAGUGAUGGGCCAAAAGAUGAGAGGGAGCUCAAGUAGUCAGCGAAGCCCCACUGCUGCAAAGAAACAAUCAGGAAAGAUGCCAAUUUCACCGACUUUGAGCUCGCCACAGAACAUGAAAAAAAUCUCCUCGUAUUUCACAAGGAGACCUACGGAGUGACCUACGGAGAGUCUUUAGCAUCCAUUAGUUACUGUUUUGAGAUUCUGUAUUAUAAAUAACAGGAGACUACAAACUGCUUUGUACUGUAACAUUACUCACUCCUUCAUUUAACUUAUGUUUAUACAGAUCCAGAAUAUGGCACAACCUUUGACCAUUUCAUAUUUAUUGUGGCAUAGUUUGUAAAUGCCUCCUAAACCUUUAUGAGGCUGUUUAGAGUGUGAUUGACAAGUUUACGGUGGAAAAUUUGUUGAGUAACUUUUUACUGUGACAACCUAUAUUUUUAUCCUGCUUUUGACAUGACGAUGCAAAAACAUUUAGACUUUUGAGACCUGAGUAAAAGAUCUAUCCCAUGAGGCAUAAGCGUUAAUUACCAGUAGCACAACUAGUUAGCGCGUCUGCCUCGCAGUUCUGAGGACAAGGGUUCAAAUCCUGUGAGGAGUUUGCAUGUUCUCCCCAUGGCUGCGUGGGUUUUCACCGGGGACUUCGGUUUCCUCCCACAUCCCAAAAACAUGCAUUAAUUGGAGACUCCAAAUUGCCCGUAGGUGUGAUUGUGUGUGAAACUGGAUGUUUGUUUCUGUCCCCUGCGAUUGGCUGGCAACCAAUUCAGGGUGUCUUCCGCCCCUUGCCUGAAGAUAGCUGGAAUAGGCUCCAGCACUCCCACGACACUCGUGACAAUAAGUGGCUCAGAAUAUGGUUGGAUGGAUGAUUUUUUUAAACUGUCUUUGAUCCCUUUAUGGACAUGUGCAACUAAUCCUUGCUGCACAUCUGCUCUUUUCUGCUUAGCCUUUUUUUGUGUGUGUAUUUUUGUUGUUCUUGAUCAAAUAGUCCAGUUAAUAAUAUGUAUAAAACACCAAGUGAUUGUUGCAUGGUGUGUUUGUGAUGCACAGUUGA